UGCUAUUUUUGAAUUUGAAUCUUCUCUAUAUAUUUUUUACGGUAGUAAUAAUCCAAAACGCAUAUGAUUUUUUAUUUUUGGAUAAAAUUCUUAUCUUCAUCAUGACCGAUAAAAUGAUCAUAAAUUUAUUUCGAAAUCGGUCAUACACUUGUAAUUGAGUAUUGAGCUAAAAUUUUCUCCGUUACUUUCUCUUUGAUUUACUCUAAGACUUUUGUAAUAAUUUAUGAUAAUUAUAUAAACUUACCAUUCGUAGUUAUUUCUGCAGCAGCGAGACCAAGAAUUGCGAUGUUAUCCGAAAUUUCAGCUUCUUUUUUCACAUGAAUUUCACUACCAAUCGCACAAUAAUGUUCGCGGGAUUUCACGGCAAAACGAACUAACGUAUGUAAUUCAAAUUACAAAUAGAGUCAAAUCACGCAAGUGUAGUCGUUCAAAUUUGAAAUCAAUCAAAUGUAUUGUUAUUUCAUAUAUAUUUUAUAAUUUAAUUAAUUAAAUUCUUCAGUUAAAUAAACAUUUCUAAUACAAUUAUUUUUGUUAAACAAUCGCUGUAUUAAAUCCAACUUUUGAAUAGAAAAUUUAUAAUUACAUGAAUUUAUAUACACAAAUAUACCGGAAGUUGAAAUUAUACAAGUUACUUAUUACUUGUGAAUAAAAACUAAAACGUCAUCACAUUUUUAUCUUACGUCUUAACGAUAAAACCAAGUACGUAAUAAUCAACAUAGAAAAUGAAAGAUUUAAUAAUUCUGGUGAAUCGUUUGUCAAUCUAAAACUCUAUUUUUUUCAUAAUCGAUCGAGUAAUUGAUUUGACACACAACAAAUUGAAAGCUGUCACGAACGCCAACGGAGAAAGGAGAAAGAAGUGAAGGGACGUGUCCUAAUUAGUUUUAAUCUGUUCGAUUAAUUAAGGUUUCGAGUGAAUACAAUUGAAUCGGUGUGGCGACUUGGUAGUAGAAAUUUAAAUUUAAAGCGGAGUUUCUCAUCUAUAUGUUACCCGCUUGCCUUGGUAGUAGAGCGUGAUAACUUGUGCUUUGGCGCAUGCGGCUCGCAGCCAUACCCGUGCUCGUACCUGUCAUGGAUUCCAAGGAUCGACCGCGAGCGCAGGCACGCGUGAUCACACGAUUUCAUGCGUGAAAAUCAACGAUACAUCGAGAGAUUCGUGUAUAAGAGUAAUGCACGAUUAUGAACCGGUGGUAAAGUGGUGAUAUCUCAUUGCUCUAAGUGUUGGCGCCGCGUAAACAACCGUCUCAAGAUGAACCCUCUCGAUACGGGUUACGGGCCUUCUGUCACACGGAGCACAGAUAUUGUUACACCGUGGUCGUGUAUUGUAUACGCCACGUCUUCGAGGUCUCGUGGCGAUUCUCACCGAGCAGUUUUAUGGGUACCGCUAUUUUUAGUACAUACCGUAAACCUGCAGCUCUGGCAUAAACGAAGGAGGAGCAGGUGGUAGCAAUCGCGCUGGAGCUUUAAGAACCUAGGGGUGGAGGCUGGAGAACGCAUUUCCCGUCGGAUACUUGGAUCAGCCGAAGAAGGAGGAUCGCUUUCGAGGAAGCUUUCGUGCAACCUGUGCACGUUCUCCUUCUUCGUCAGUAACAGCAAGAAAGACUUAAAAGAGGACGGUGAGGAUGAGGCAAGUAGUGGUAUUGGAGCCGGCUGGCAGUGUUCUGGUGAUCAGACAAACUUCCCUCGGUAGUAACGUUGCUACUAGUAACACCAAUUCCAAUGCUGGAUCCAAUAACGCUCACGAGACCCAUGGGCUCGCCAAUCACGCUGCUGUGUCCACGAUUGCCUCCAAUGAUCACAAUCAGAAUCGUAUCGUCGUCGUGCGCUCAUCCUCCUCGACCUGCAUGACCACCACGGCUGACAAUCAUUCAUCCGCGAACGGUAACAACAUCAACAUUAACGGGAACCUGAACGGAAAUUCCGGGGCAAUCGGUAGCAAAGCAUCGACAAAGGUCGUGGUUGGUAGCGGAGGUUCCAAAGCGAACGAGAGAAACGAUCAUCUUAGGAACGAUCACAAGAGCCAAGACGGGAUCGGUACCGGUGAAUCGAACUCUGGAUGUCGUCCAAGGACGAGCAAGGAAGCCGCUCACGAGAACGUCUCCUUAGACAGGAAACUCGAUGGCGCGGAUCCCAUCUCCGAUGGAGAUCCGAUAAAACUUCCGGAGAAUUUGGAGACCUUGCCACGAGCUGAACAUUUUCCAACUCAGAGGCACCGAUGGAACACCAACGAGGAAAUUGCUGCCAUCUUGAUCAGUUUCCAAAGACACGCGGAAUGGCAAAGUCGGGAGGUAAAGGUACGACCUCGAAGUGGUUCGAUGUUACUGUACUCGAGAAAGAAAGUCCGUUACCGGCGGGACGGUUAUUGCUGGAAGAAACGGAAAGAUGGUAAAACUACACGAGAGGAUCACAUGAAACUGAAGGUACAGGGAGUCGAGUGUAUCUAUGGCUGUUAUGUGCACUCGGCGAUCCUCCCGACGUUUCAUCGGCGAUGUUAUUGGCUACUACAGAAUCCAGACGUCGUCCUCGUUCACUACUUAAACGUUCCUUACCCGGACGGUGAUGCAAAGCUCGCGGCGCUGCCACCGUGUCUCGCACUGCCGCCAGACAAGAAGGAGUGGACGCGAGACGAGCUGGCUUCCCAGCUUCGACCCAUGUUCCUCGGUGGAGAUGACGAUCCUAAUAAUCCCCAUCUUACACAACACUCGAAUCAUCCCGUCGACAUGAUAGUUUCUCAAUUAUUGGACAGACAGAGAGCAUCUUCCACUUCUUCUACCACUAGCACUCAGCUUGCACCUAGGAGACUAACACCGGACAAUCAGGUUUCUUCGACUACCGGAGGUCAGCAAUCGUCAACAACAGCCUCACCGGCUCCUCGCGUAUACUCAAGACAUUCCCACACGGCUCAAAGCCAACAACCGGCUCCUCUAGUUUUAAGUUUGCAACAAAUCCAAGGUGGUGGCGGUCUUCUAAUUCUCAACAGCCAACCGUAUCACCAUCAACAACAACAACAACAACAGCAGCAGCAGCAACAACAACAGCAGCAGCAGCAGCAACAACAACAACAGCAGCAGCAGCAGCAACAGCAACAACAGCAAAGUCAACAAGUGGAGAUGCAACAGGUUACGGAGCAACAAAUUGUACAGCAGACGAGCGUGGACAGAGAACAACAGACCCAACAGGAAAUAGACGCCCAAGAAAGUAUGGAUCGUUCUGCGGUACAAUCGUUGCCAAUCGGUGGCACAGGUCCCGAGGUCACCGACUUCGCCGAGACCUUGGACCUCAGUCAAGAGGAUAUUCAGCGAACGUUAUCCGCCAACAUGGUUCCACCGUCUCCGUCGCCUUCUCCGGCAGACAACAGCAUGAUCAAUCCAAUGGAUUUCAUCGAUUCGUCGGACGAUGUUCUAGUUAAUUUAGACGCGUUUGACGUGUUCGGUGACCUACCCGAGCUUCACGAUUUCGAAGCUGAACAAACUAAGGCUGAAGAAAGAGGCGGAUCUGAUAAUGACGUGGGAUGUCAUCCUGGAACAACCGUCCAUAUUGCGGAGUAUAGUCCGGAGUGGAGUUACACCGAGGGUGGUGUGAAGGUAUUGGUCGCUGGUCCGUGGACUGGUGGGAGUAAUUCUCAAUCUUAUUCGGUGUUGUUCGAUGCGGAGCCGGUUGAAGCGUGUUUGGUACAACCAGGAGUGUUACGGUGUCGUUGCCCAGCCCAUGCUCCGGGAAUAGCGUCUCUUCAAGUGGCGUGUGACGGCUUCGUUGUUUCCGAUAGCGUUGCUUUCGAGUAUCGUCGGGCACCGACAUCCGAGCCUAGUCCGGAACGAGCUCUUCUGGAUCGUUUGGCGGAUGUGGAGUCCCGUUUGCAAGGACCUGGCCCUCCAUCUCCCGCAGCUCAUCUGGAAGAGCGGCUAGUGGCAUAUUGUCAAGAUGCUGUUGUCCGUCCGUGGCGAGCCGGAGCGGAACCAUUACAAUCCGGCGGCCCUACUCUCCUACAUUUGGCCGCUGGGUUGGGCUACUCCAGGUUAGCCUGCGCCCUCCUACACUGGAGAGCGGAAAAUCCUAGUAGCGUAUUAGAUGCUGAAGUUGAUGCCCUGAGGCAGGAUAGCGCCGGUCUCACACCACUUGCUUGGGCUUGUGCAGCGGGGCACGCGGAUACAGCCAGGAUCCUCUAUAGAUGGAACGCAAUGGCACUUCGCGUGAGGGAUUGUCAGAACAGAACCGCGACCGAGUUAGCGGCGGAGAACGGUCACACGGCGAUUGCAGAAGAAUUGAAUCGACUCGAAGCGAGAAGACAAGACGAGAGGCUUUUCUUGCGACCCGCCAGCCCUAGUCCUAGGAGGCCAUCUCAAGACAGCGGUCUCGAUCUUGCGUUGUGUGGCUCGCCGCUGCUGGACAACAUGGAAUUGUUGCAAGAGGAUGACUCGUCAUUAGCCCUCAGCGAGCAGGGAAUGGAAAGCGCUCCGACCCCUCAGGAGACUGUAGGGGAAGAAGACGCGAGGGUGCUGACAUUGGCUGAGCAAAUUAUAGCUGCGCUACCGGAAAGGAUCAAGAGAGCGGAAGGUGAUUCUCCGUCUUCUUCCUCACCACCUCCCCCGGCACCGCCCUUGUCAUCUCUAGAAGAUGCUCUGAUGGAGCAAAUGCCGCUCGAUUCUGGAGAAUUGUUCGACUCGUAUCGUGAGUGCAGUGGAGGAGCGGCAUCAGUCUCGGAUGCUGACGCAGAUGCUAGUCCCUCGAGUCCAUCUAGCAGUUGUCUCACACCGGACUCGCCAUCUCCACCGCCUACGACGGCCGACUUCUGUGAAUUCUUACAGCUGCAGUUGCAGCUUGACGGAAAUAACGGUCAUAACGGCCAGUACUAUUCGACCGGUGGAGAUCGGAAGUUCGGUAGCGUGAUGGGCUCUGGAAUUUGCGGAACAGUGACAGGUGGAAGUAACGGAAACGGUGACGGGAACGAAGCGGAUCUGAGCAGGCUUACUCUGUCCGAUCGUGAACAAAGAGAGCUUUAUCACGCCGCUAGAAUGAUCCAGAAAGCCUACAGAAAUUACAAGGGACGUCAAAGGCAGGAAGAAGCGGAGAGGCACGCUGCAGUACUCAUCCAACAAUAUUAUCGUCGACAUAAACAGUACGCUUAUUUUAGACAAGCUACGAAGGCUGCUCUGGUGAUACAAAGCAACUACAGGAAUUAUCGCUCGCGUCCAGGCUCGGCUAGCUCCAGACAGCAAGCGGUUCAUCAGCAGGCCGCCCAUCAGGCUGCGAGGAAGAUCCAGCAGUUCAUGCGACAGUCGAAGAUCAAGCUGCAGAACGCCAGGGCCGCCGCAAACGGGAACGGGAGGCCGCCAGCGGGCAUUUUACGGGCGGUUGCUGUCCCCCAAAGCUCGCCCUCAUCUAGCCCAGGGGCCAGCCUAGUAGCCGCCAACCAAGAGGUCACUUAAUCGACUGUCGAUCGAACAGCACACAGAACGGUGAUGAUACAUCGGAAGCAAAGUAAUAGAGCCUAGCCACUCAAUAAUGGUCGUCAUGGGGUACGCUACGACGGAUAAAUCGUCGAGGUUCGCCAAGGUUCCAGGAACAAAAUAGUCCAAGAAGCCUUUGACGACCGAUCACGACACGGACACGCUUUGCUCUCUACAUCCUUGAUUAAUAACGUACCUGCCUUUUUGAUCUAAACAUCAAUUUCCACCUUUCGCAUCUUUGACCCACAGUUCAGCCGAAGGAUCGUGACAUCAUCACCUGAAUCCACUUUAUUCAUUUCUCGCUUCAGUUUAUUCGACGCUGCCGUUUAUGCCUAUUUCCUGCAUUUGUUUCUUCGGUCGACCUUGACGAUAAGUGGUAUCAGAGGUAGGUGGUCUAUCAUGGUCUCUCUAGCACGCGUACACGAGACGUUGUACACGUGCAAGGCGAUUCAAGCAUAAUAGAUAAUGCAUUAAUUUAUUUAAAAUCGUAUUAAGAAUCGCAUCGGUCGAAGCAUGUUCGUAGAAUUGCAACGUUGCCCUCGCUUGAGGCAUCAAUUGUAUCAAAUACCUUUUACGACUGAGAAUACGAAAGAGGCUAUGUUUUUUGCUGAAACCUUUUUAAGAACGACUAUACUUUGCAUUGAUUUUUGGCACACUGUAUAGAUAGUUUUCUUCAUACUCUUUUUGUUAUCCUUGCAAGUCUGUGGCACCGUACAUUGAACGAGCCGUUCUAGAGGUUCAUUAUUUUCGCGUUGCGUGUCCGUCGAAGUGUUUCACGCGACAAUAGUGUAAUAGCUUAUAUACGUUGUUGUUCGUUUCCUUUUUUUUUCUUCUUUUUUUUUUACUUUACGUACUAUUUACGUAAAUGGUACAAGACUCGAUAUAGACAACGACGAGGAGAGAACAGUAUUGAUAAGAGGCUCUUGGACACGUCGUUGAAGAAGAACUUUCUUUUUUCCCUUCUUUUCUGUCUUUUUGUACGAUUUACAUAUUUGUGAAGUUUAAUUUAUGUUUUUACAUAUUAAUCUCGGAGUGAGAAAGCAUAUGUGUAUUAAGUAUUUUACGCAGCGCGUUAUUUUCAACUACCAAAGUACGAAUGACGUUCGAUUUGCUUGUUUUUGUUUCAAUAUUUAAGUAUUUAUCGUUGAAAAGAAGGAUGAAAAAGGCGAUCGAGAUCCGACGCGCAAGUCUUUUUAUUCGUUGCUGUCGUACAUCGAACGCUAUUUUUUUUAUUUGUUCCUCGCUAUAACACAGCUUUACGCGAAAUCGAAUUUUUUGAAUCAAAGUGACUCGAAUCUCGCGACGUUUUUUCAUAUUUCCUUUUUCUUUUCUACCUUUUCUCUUUUUCUUCUUUCUUUUUUUUUUUUUUUAAAUACGAUCGAGCAUGAUGCGAAUGUUUCAUUGCCGUAAUAACACGGUGCAAUAUCUGUUGUACGUGAACGUUCAGGAGAUAUUGAUACUGCAUAAUAUUCGAAUUAGGUGGCAGCAAUGAUCUCUUCCUUGCACGAUACAAUUUUUCUUUGUCGCUUUUAAACAAGAAAGGCAAUACAAUUCAGGUCGAUGAACAAGAAGCAUCUUAUUUUCGGAGAAAUCUGGUAUAUCUGAGACCUAGGAAGAGAGAGAAAGAGAGCAUGGACGAGUGAGCGUGUGAACAAAAAAGGCUGCUAGAGAAAAUUAAAGAGAACUAGAGAGAGAGAGAGAGAGCGCGCGAGAGAGCGAGAGAGAGAGAGAGAGAGCAAGAGAGAAAGAGAGAGAGAGAGAGAGUUUAAAGAAACAAGUAAAAAGUAAAAGUAACAAAAAAGAAAAAACAUAAAAAAAUCAAGAGCCCUUUCUCUAUUUAAACGGGGGGGCACUUCAUCCACGGGCUGUGCUUAAAGUCACAGUAUAAUCAACUUCGUAGAAUUAUAUUAGGGUAAGAUAGUCGAUUACAUUGUUACAAAACUACCUACCGUUUCUCUCUCCAGUAGGGGAUUUUUUUAAAGGUUCUUUAGAUAAAGAAAGAAUAAAAAUUAAAAAAUAGAGGUAAAUUAAGGCGUAGCGAGGCGGAAUAUAUGCGCACGGGGGCACAGCCGUGGUACCCGCGUUCAAAUUGAUUUAAGAAGACAAAAAUCUAUUGUGAUAAAUUAAUGGUGAUCCAAGAAAGUAUUUCCGCAGAAAAUACUAAAGAAAAAAAAGUUACGCAAAAAAUCGAACGUCUCAACGUCCAUUGGGGACGCGAGUCGCCGAGACGCAAAAAAAAAAAAGAUAGACAGACAGACAGACAAAUCCAUUAUGGUGGGUCGAGAUUACGCCGUCAGAUUUGUCGGGAGAAUCUGUUGAUAGAUGGACCGAUUGAUCCUCGUCUUCGAUUUAUAAGAAUAAAGAAAAAAAAAAAGUAAAGAAAUCCUGUGUUGAUCCUCCGGUGUUUAAGACAAGCUAUGAGGUUUUUGUAGCGAGGUUAAAUAAUUGUGCGGAGCGCGAAUGGAAAAGAGAGAAGAAAAAUGAAUUAUGAUAAACUGUACACACGAGUCAAUUCCAACGAGCAUUUUCAUGCCAUUAAGCUUAAAGAAUUAUUAGUUGAUAAUGAAAACAAAAAAGAAAAAAAAAUAAUGAUGAGAGGGAAGGAUGCGAAUGGAAGAAGAGAAAGAAAGAGAAUAACAAAUUCUUACACUCUUUUAAUCAUUGUUAAUUAAUUAAUUAAUUAAUUAAUCACGAUCCUAUCGAUACUUAAAAUGAGACGAGUAAAAUAAUAAUUAUUAUUAUAUACACAAAACUAUUAUUAUAUUCAUAUUUUUGCUUAUUACAUAUUUAAGAAACUAUUAAACGAGGGCUAGCGAGUAUGUAGUGCAUUACAAGACAAACAAAAAAAAAAAAAGUCGAUUAAAACGAAAAAGAACGGGGGAGCGUGGCCGAUGACGAAAGAAAAGGAAAUCUCACCUUAGGAAUAUUUUUAGUCUGUCGGGCUUGUACAACUUUGUGCGUGGCAAUCAACUUUCGAAUUUUACGAUAAAAAUUUCUGACUUUUUGAGAAAGCGAAAAUAAGCAAAAAGAAAAAAAUAGAAAAGAGAGGAAUUAGAGCUCCGUGCACACACGCCGAAAUAAACGGAUUUUUUUCGAGAGUUUCCCAGACGGUGGCCCGAUCUUCAAAUACGGCGGUUACGUCGCUUUUCCGACAUUCGAGAACGAACGAACAAAAAGAAAAAAAAAGACACAAAAGAAGAUAAAAAGAAAUAAAAAAGUAUAAAAUAUUUGCACACAGUAUUUUUCAGUCGCGAUUAAGAAAAGUUCCCAGAUGGAAAAGCCGGCGCCGCGGACGAAAUAUUUCAGAGUUCCCCAUUAUUACUCUAGAAUCGCGUUAAAUUACCACGUACACCAAGAUUAUAUCGAGGUAUGGAGAACAGCGAGAUUAAAAAGAAAAAAAUGAGAAAAUGCUAAAAAAUAAUAUUAAUUAAAAGACAUCGCUAGGGUAGGCGCUUCGAGGAUACAUAAACUUUAAAAGUCACUUAAUAAAAAUUAUUCUCAAAAUAUAAAAGUUUAAUAAGUAAACAAAUUUUUAAAUCUACGUAAGAAAGCCAAGAGUCAAAGACGACUAGAUGAUAGGAGCCGCAUGGCCUAACUGCUGCCACUUUAAUUAAUUAUAUAAAUAAUUAAUUAUAACUUUAUUACUACUUAAUUAAACUCGAUACAGAUGAGAAAAUAUGUCAUGCCACUUUUCAAACUAAACUUUCUAGAUGCAGAGACGAAUCAGUAGGUAUAGAGGAACUAUUAAAGCAAGAAAAAAAAAAAACUUCUCCUUUGAUUGGGAAUGAUUGAUUCGCGCUAUAGAUUCGAAUAUUUCCAAUUGUCCAGUCUCCAGAAAAUCGCACGAGAUAUAUACGCGUGUAAGAUGCCUCGUUAUAAACCAGCACGACCGAGAAUCAUCUAUCAAUUGGCGUUUCAAAUUACACAGGCACGUGAUUAUCCUCGAAGAGAUAAAAACAUUCAUUUUCUUAACGAGUAAACAAGUUCUAUCGGCGACACGCAACAUUCUGAAUCUAUCAGGAAACAAAGGAAUAUGCACGUUACGAGUAACAUCACGAAGAAAAGAUAUUGUACAAAAAAAAAAAAGUUUUGCGGAAAGAUGUAUGUCCACGCGUUUUUAACGAGAUGCGACACCUUCGAUCUUGACGUCAUGUUGGUGUAUCACGGGUCAUCCUGUAGGACGUUUGUAUCACGAUGUCGAAAAGGUCGAAACGAUCGGAUAUCGGUGCCUAGCUCAUGUUCUACUCACUGUUCCUUGAUUAAGACGGUCACUUUGUACCUGCUUGCUGCCUGCCUGGCCCGUGCGUUACAUAAACAUAUUUCUAGUCUUAUCGAGGUAUCAACCCUCUGUAUUUUACUCGAUAAUAACGUCCAAGCAUGUCGCGUACUUUCGUUGUGAUAAUCCGGCGGCGUGGCGUUGUUGCGACGUUCCGCGCCGUCUAUGCGGUUUUUCUAUACGGAUAUCGAGGAAGCGUAACGCCGAUUAAUUAAUUUGUUAAAUCCCAUUCGAUUUCGCGAAGAGCGACUAUCCCGGAAGGUUGAUGGUUUCGACAGCUGUUUCGACAUCUACAUCCAGCCGACGUUUACUCACGUUCGAAAAUUCACGAAAGCUGAUUUUCUUGGAUACUUAUCAUUUGCCGUGGAACGAUGGCAGUAAAGGUUUCUUGAACGAAUAUCGAUCGUCGACACACGUGGUCAAACACGGUUUCAAGGGGAUCUGUCUGAUCGCGUGAAUUUUGGAACGAUGGCUGCAAUAAUUUAAACAAGUUCGUGCUACUUUUAGUGGAAACGAAUAAUGGUAAAGGCUCCAUCUCUUGUAAUAUUUUUAUUAUCGCAAACGUAAUAUUACAUUAUUAAAUUAUAUUAAAUAAAGGAUUA
Messenger RNA from Bombus pyrosoma, 10322 nucleotides. RefSeq names its product calmodulin-binding transcription activator 2-like (gene Camta). The record is from RefSeq and is a predicted model, not a curated record. The coding region runs from base 1620 to 5423 and encodes 1267 amino acids. Gene Ontology annotation, molecular function: protein binding; double-stranded DNA binding; transcription coregulator activity. Gene Ontology annotation, cellular component: nucleus. Gene Ontology annotation, biological process: regulation of transcription by RNA polymerase II. Lineage: Eukaryota; Metazoa; Arthropoda; Insecta; Hymenoptera; Apidae. The transcript is spliced from 16 exons.